AGCAUUUAAAACUUCUAUUGUUGUUUAAUUUAAAAUUUUUUUCUUUGAGCGUAUUACUGCAAAUCAGCUGUUGAACUAUUAACGUGAACAUACUCUUCUGGCCACAUGCCUUUACAAAUCGAACAUAUCACCCUAGCAACGUAAACAAAUAAUCAAAGGCAAUUUUAACAGGAUAUCACUAUGGAAAGCAAGGACAAUCGAUCGAAAGAAAAGCGCACCAAAAUGAAGCAAUAUCGCAAGAAACCGCCAACACAACACAAUAACAACACCUCGUCCAGUUCACAAGUUGAGGUAGUGCGUGGUGUAGUCGAUGUAGCAGAUUCCAGUGAUGAACGUUUUGUUUCACGACGGGGCUGGACCAGUUCCCGGCCACAUCCGCAAACGCGACGUUACUCACUGGACGAUGAAGACAACGAUCUAAAUGAAGUGGAAUCCGCACAAAUGCAUGCCGGUGAUUUUGGUUUAAUGGCACAAUUGCCCACAUCUGUGGGUGGUCAUUUUCAAUUUGCCUCCGAGAAGAAUUGGGAAACCACAGAGGGCGAACAAUUGCUGGAUAACACAGAGGCCAGUCAAUAUUUUACGCUCAACUUGAAACUGCUAAAUGUUGGCUUGCAAACGAUACCAUUCUAUAAGCGCAUGGAUUAUGCUGCCUCUAUGUUUACGCGAGAACAGUUAACAGCAAUGGAGAAAGCUGCUGAGGCGGCUGAGAAAAACUAUCAGAAUGUAUUGCAUGAGCACGAAACAAAUCCACGCAUAAAAAUUAAUAGUGGUAGUCGAAAAAGUGGAUCAGGACGUUCACAGAAUAGUGGUAAAGCGUCUGUUGCUGCUGCUGCUGUACAAAGUGAAAGCAAUGCUCCAGAUGAGCUGGACGAAUUGUUAAAUUUGACCACGGCCGCUGUGACGAAGGUGGAAAUAACUGAUGGUAGUGGCGGUGGUGCAGAAAAUGUAGCAGCACCUGACGCAAAAGGAAGUGGAAAUGGAGCGGUGAACAAGGAUGAUAUACAAGAGUGGCUGGAUAAUGUGUUGGAGGAGUAGGAUUAGGUGUAUACAAACAGAAAGUUUGACUUUGAAUGUGCAUCUGCCUAUCAUACGUACUUAUUUAUAUAUGUAUGUAUGUAUGAGAAAUGUAGUGCGGACUUACCACGCUCUACGUUUGUUUAUUCGCCAUUCGCUUUCUAUGAAAUCUUAAUC
This is a messenger RNA of Rhagoletis zephyria (snowberry fruit fly), 1191 nucleotides long. It is a transcript of the gene Aven, whose product is annotated as Apoptosis and caspase activation inhibitor. NCBI's taxonomy places the organism in Eukaryota, Metazoa, Arthropoda, Insecta, Diptera, Tephritidae. Gene Ontology annotation, biological process: negative regulation of G2/M transition of mitotic cell cycle. The record is from RefSeq and is a predicted model, not a curated record.